AAUUAAUUUAGUCUUACACGACUAUAAUGUCAACUACGCCAUCCCAUUGGUUUGGUAUUACUAUACGAAGACAUGGAUAAAAAGGAACGCAAUAAAACCAAAAACAGGAAAGCACCAACAAAACCUAGAUCUGGUAAAAAGAGGACAACUGAAGGUCCAUCAUGUUCGAUGUUCCUCGUCGAUUUAUCCAGAAAAUUAGCACAAAAGAAGAAAGAGGAGGAGGAAGCUCCUAUAAAUAUCGUGGGCAGUAUUCUCAACAGCUUAACCAACGCGUUACCGGUCGUUGUCCGCAACGGAUCACCAGUCAGAAACCAGUCUCCAGUUAAAAUAGAAACUUUGCAGUCAAUCGCCCCAGAACUUCAAUUGAACGAUAUCUUAGAAUUAGUAACUAAAAAUACUGAGAACACCGAAGUACCCAAGGAAUCGAAAGAAGUCAAGAAAAAGUUCAAGAUGCCAAAAAUGCCGGUGAUAACCAGUGAGGUGUUUAAGCACAAAGUUUUAGUGCCAACUGAAGACGUGGCUGUUAAUACCAGUAGUAAUCAUGAUAUGGCCUCCAGUUUAGCGAAAUACGUUGACACUCUGAAGAAGAUAUCACUUAUUGCUGAGGAGUUUAAUCAAAAGACAGCUAAAAACCUGAAAGAAAUCGUAGACAACGUACAAGAAGACCUACAACUGAAGCUAGAAGAACUAGUACAAGAGCAAAAACUCGCUAAAAGAGUAGACCAACCCAUGCAGGUCGUACAAGAAGAUAUUGAGCAAGCAGGAACCUCUUAAGAAGAAUCAUUGACAUGUAACAUUCACUGUCAAAAUUAGAUGUCAACAUGUAAAACAUUAAAAAUUACGAUGAGAAAAA
This is a messenger RNA of Cydia amplana, 853 nucleotides long. RefSeq lists its product as uncharacterized. NCBI's taxonomy places the organism in Eukaryota, Metazoa, Arthropoda, Insecta, Lepidoptera, Tortricidae. The transcript has 5 exons. Bases 73 to 774 code for a protein of 233 amino acids. The record is from RefSeq and is a predicted model, not a curated record.